This is a messenger RNA of Macadamia integrifolia, 980 nucleotides long. RefSeq names its product peptidyl-prolyl cis-trans isomerase Pin1. The record is from RefSeq and is a predicted model, not a curated record. Bases 313 to 672 code for a protein of 119 amino acids. Gene Ontology annotation, cellular component: nucleus; cytosol. Gene Ontology annotation, molecular function: peptidyl-prolyl cis-trans isomerase activity. NCBI's taxonomy places the organism in Eukaryota, Viridiplantae, Streptophyta, Magnoliopsida, Proteales, Proteaceae. The transcript is spliced from 2 exons.
UCACGCUAUAACGCCAAGUGCGAAGCUACAAAGUCCCACUCUGUGAUCAGUUGCAUUAAAUCCUUCUUCUAACGACUAACAUCUGAGACGGCGAGUGAUCAAUCGAUCCAUCCUUCGAUCUUUGUAAGAAGAAAGACGAGCUCUGCUACUAAUCUCAGUUCCGAUUGUGGGUUGUGUGUGUUUAAACUGGAAAGAAAGAUAGGGAACGAUCAUCGAAAGAGGAAGAAAGAUUCGGAUUCAUCGGAUCAACCAGAGAAGCAGAAGCAGAAGCAGAAGCAGAAGCAGCCGCAGCAGCACAGAAAGAAGAUCCAAAUGUCGAAUUCCAAUCAAGUGAGGGCGUCUCACAUCCUCAUCAAGCACCAGGGUUCAAGAAGGAAAGCUUCUUGGAAGGAUCCAGAAGGUAGAGUCAUCAUGAACACCACAAGGGACAGUGCCGUCUCUCAGCUUAAGGCCCUCCGUGAGGAGAUCGUCACCGGAAAAGCCAAGUUCGAUGACAUCGCCUCUCGCUACUCCGAUUGCUCCUCCGCUAAACGUGGCGGCGACUUAGGUCCUUUCGGCAAAGGGCAGAUGCAGAAGCCUUUCGAAGAAGCAACAUAUGCUCUGAAAGUCGGUGAGAUUAGCGACAUCGUGGAUACCGAUAGUGGCGCUCACAUAAUCAUGAGAACUGGUUGAUUGUCUAUCCAAGCACAAAGCCACAGAUCUAUUUUUCUUUUCGAGUUGGGUGUCUGUUGCUCAUCAAUUUGGGCCAUUGAGCCAUGUUAUUAUACGCUCAUGGCAAUUCAGAUAGGUCUAUUGGAAUCCUCUCUCAUAAAUGCUUAUUUAUAUAUAGACACUGUAUUUGGAGGUAAUUGUGUGGGAACGAUUCAUGAUCAGCAAGAGCUGCAAAUUGAGCCAUGCUAUUACAUGCUCUCAUGGUCAUUUAGAUAGUUUUAUUGAAAUCCACUCUUAUUAAUUCAUAAAUGCUUAAUUAUAUUUUGGAA